This is a messenger RNA of Diospyros lotus (date-plum), 1729 nucleotides long. Its product is annotated as isocitrate dehydrogenase [NAD] regulatory subunit 1, mitochondrial-like. NCBI's taxonomy places the organism in Eukaryota, Viridiplantae, Streptophyta, Magnoliopsida, Ericales, Ebenaceae. Gene Ontology annotation, biological process: tricarboxylic acid cycle; isocitrate metabolic process. The transcript has 4 exons. Gene Ontology annotation, molecular function: isocitrate dehydrogenase (NAD+) activity. Gene Ontology annotation, cellular component: mitochondrion. Bases 140 to 1351 code for a protein of 403 amino acids. The record is from RefSeq and is a predicted model, not a curated record.
UCCACAGCCGCCUGAUCACUGCCAAUCAAAGCGUAAUCAGUAAUAAUCAAUACAAUAUCUUUCUCUGAUUACGUUUACACCAAGGAUCGGAUCUUUUACCGCAUCUAAUUUUUCGCUCUUUUUCUCAAGGAAUUAUUUCAUGCCAUUUCUGUUCAUAGCUCGUAGAAGCCGGAUCGUUAACGGUCAUUUCAUUUCUCAUCAAAGCCAGAAUCCGAACCCAAUUUGUCUCGACCCGAUGGCGAGAAGCACCGCAUUGCCGCUGCUGCUGAAACGAAUCUGUCGAUCAUUGGAUAGUCCAAUUCACCUCGGCCCCACCCGAUCCAUCACCUACAUGCCUCGACCAGGCGACGACACUCCCCGGGCUGUGACACUGAUUCCCGGCGACGGAAUCGGCCCUCUGGUGACCGGCGCCGUCGAGCAAGUGAUGGAGGUGAUGCACGCGCCGGUGUUCUUUGAGCGGUACGAAGUCCACGGCCACAUGAAAAGCAUGCCUCACGAUGUGAUCGAGUCGAUCAAGAAGAACAAGGUGUGCCUCAAGGGAGGGUUGAUGACUCCAGUCGGCGGCGGCGUGAACUCGCUGAACGUGCAGCUCAGGAAGGAGCUCGAUCUCUACGCCUCGCUCGUCCACUGCUUCAAUCUGCCGGGAUUGCCGACGCGCCACGAGAAUGUCGACAUCGUCGUGAUCCGGGAGAACACAGAAGGCGAGUACGCCGGCCUCGAGCACGAGGUCGUUCCCGGCGUCGUCGAAAGCCUCAAGGUGAUCACAAAAAUGUGCUCAGAGCGGAUCGCGCAAUACGCAUUUGAGUAUGCGUACUUGAACAACAGAAAGAAAGUGACGGCUGUUCACAAAGCAAACAUAAUGAAGCUCGCAGAUGGGCUGUUCCUGGAAUCAUGCCGAGAAGUUGCAACGAAGUAUCCUGCAAUCGAAUACAGUGAAAUUAUUGUUGAUAACUGCUGCAUGCAGCUUGUUUCCAGGCCCGAGCAAUUUGAUGUCAUGGUCACACCCAAUCUUUAUGGCAAUCUGGUUGCAAAUACCGCAGCUGGCAUUGCUGGCGGCACAGGAGUCAUGCCAGGAGGGAACGUAGGGGCCGAUCACGCGGUAUUCGAGCAAGGUGCUUCCGCUGGGAAUGUUGGGAACGAGAGAAUACUGCAGAAGAAGAAAGCAAAUCCGGUGGCUUUACUUCUAUCGUCAGCCAUGCUGCUGAGACAUCUGCAGUUUCCUUCCUUCGCCGACCGGUUAGAAACCGCCGUGAAGCGGGUCGUAUCGGAGGGCAAGCACCGGACAAAGGACGUAGGGGGCCAGAGCACCACUCAGGAGGUGGUUGACGCAGUCAUUGCAGCCUUGGACUAAUUAAUUCUUCCUCAUCACACAGACCUCAUAAUUCUUUCUUCUUCUUCUUCUUCAACUCUUUCCGCCGGCUGUUUUUUCACUUCCAUUAUAAUUUGCUGGCGUUCUGGAUGCAUGUUGGAAUAAUUUCUCAAUCUCAGAGAGAGGAUUGAAACUGUGAAAAAAUAAUUGUCACUGAAAGCAAUUUAAUUGUGAAAAAGUUGGCCUGAUGCCCCGGCCGGGCUGAGCCACGUUUGGGCGUCAGGGCGGGCGUUACACCUGGGGUUGGCUCGACAUGGCCCCGUGGCCUUGCUAAAUGGGCAAGCCAGCCCUCGUCUACCAGGCCUUUUAAUUUUCUUUAUGUUUUUAAAUUGUUAAAUUUAUUAUAUUGUUAUGCUUGAA